GUGCAAAAGGGGACGGUCUUGACGAAGGAGGAGUGGACGGACUUGUGGCAGGGCCGUCUCACGAGCUUCUUCAAGCAGGCCGGAGGCAAAGGACGGGGUCGUGCGGCAAACAAAGAAACGGGAGGCACGAAGCAGCCUGAGAGGCUUGCCACCCAGACCUGGUUGAGGGACGUCUCUCACAGUCUCCAGACGAUCGGCUUUAGCUGGUCCUGCUUUGCUCGUCGUUCGGAGACAGCCGCAGCAGGAAGGCCUCUCGUCAUGGUCCUCUGCACGGACCAGGAGGCCACCCAGUUGGCGGCCGUGAGCUACCUGAAGUUUGGCCGUUCGCUCUUCGUCGAACUCGUCAACGACCCGGCCCACAGGUCCCACAACGACGUCCACCUGGCACUCGCAGCGUCAGGUCUCUUGACGUUCGGACUCAUGUCGUUCGGGUUGUACAAUGUUCGGUAUGGCCCAUGGAACAAGGGCACGUGGUUCGGGAAGGUCCAGCAGACGGCGGACGAGAUGGCUCAGUCCAUGAGCCCCUCGGACCCUCUGCUGGUCACCUUCUUCCCGGACAUUCUGGCAGACGAGGGCCGUUCGCAGGAGGAGAACACCGUCGAGAACCGUCGCUUGUUUCUGGAGUCGCUGCCCAACAGGUCGUUCGUUCGAGCCAAAGGAACGAAGGCUUCUCCCUCGCGGUUCAACAGCUUGUCGAUCGCCCAUGCGGAGCUCGACCCGGACUGGUCAGCCUUUUGCCUCGUCCUCGCCGUUCUGUGCAUCAACGAGGGCUGGUGCAAGAAAGCGUCGGACUUGUGGUCGCCCGAAGCCCCCGGUGCUUCGGAGCAAGCCGCCACCAGCAGGGCCGCUGCGAAGUCCGCCGCUCGCAAGGCUUUGGCACAGCAGCGAGGCCGUUCGGUGAACACACUGCACUCGAUGACGACGUUCGCGUGCAAUGCUGACAACAGGUCUCUGGCCAGAACCGUGUUUUUCGUCCUUCAGCCUGAGGCCCUGAGGUGCUCGAAAAUGCUGGAGGAGCUGCGGUCUUCCGAGGCGACCGUCAAGUACUUCAGCGAGUGGGCCCAUUGGGGCUACAUGGACUGUGUGGCCCGUCGCCUCACCAAGCUGACACAGCGACUGCUGCGGUAUCGCUGUGGCAGCCAGCUGCCCUCCACGAACGGGUGGGGUGCGACGGCCGGCCUGCUGCACGAGUCCAUGGGCUGUCGUCAGGCCAGUCUCCGUUUUUUGGAGGAGGUGGACCAGGUCGUUCGGAAAGUGCGGGAGGAGGGCUCUCUGGAGGCAAAGACUUUGCUGGAAGGCCAUCCUGCAACGGCUCCUCUCAUGGGCUUGGUGCUCGAGGAGCUGCGAGCCGGGGCGUUCGUGGAAGUCGAGCCCGGCACCCAGGACUUUCUGCGUCGCCUCUGGUCGGGGCUGCUCAACACGAAGCUCAUCGAGGACGGCAACAAGGUCCAACGUGAGGCCGAGCAACGAAACGGCUCCAACAAGACCUUGGGUCGUGUCGAAGCUUGGCAUGGCCUCUCGCGGGCGAAGCUGCUCAGGUCGUACCAGCGGCCGGAAGUCCAGACCGUCGGCAUGGCGGAGCUUCCAGGGUCGUUCGCAGCAGACGACUGGUUCGUUCGCAAAAAGAGGGUGCGGCACGAGGACAGCCAGUCGUCCACCGGAACGGCCGCUUCGUCCUCGCGGCUCGACAAGGACUGGUCGUUCGUGGAGCGAGGCUGGUGGGCCUCGCUGCUGCCCGAAGGUUUUGGCCUUGCCUUUGAGGGGUGCCCGCCCUGCUACGUUGUUCGCACCUACAAGCGAGCGGCUCUCGUGUGGCCAGCGACGUUGGAGCCACUCGGCGACGGCAGCGAGAGGCUCGUCCUGCAGCCCGACGUGUCGUCGCUCUGUUGGGUGCACACCUUCGACGACAACGUCGUCUCUCUCGGCGAGAACCGGGGCCUCGGCGUGGUCUUUCGAGUUCUGGCCAAACGACCCUUGCUGCAGCACCACGAGCAGUACGGGUUCGCUGGCGUGAGCGAGGCCUCUCUUCGACAGCUGGGGUCGAUCAAAGGCUGGCUUGCCGAGGCCACGGACACCGGCCACGACGAGGACGACCGACUGACGAUCGCUUGCCUCUUGUCGUUGGACCCGACGUUGACCAAGGAGGAGGUCAUGGGUCGCUUGCUCAACCGGAACGAGGCAUCGGCGUGGGGCGAAGGGGCUGCCGUGGACUUGGAAGAGGUCGUGCGAGAUACGAUGCUCGCUGCCGACCAAGACCAGGCCUUGAGGCAGCUCGCGACAAAGAGGGCGACCCAGCAGUCUGCCGUGGACGUUCGCAAGCCCAAAGACAAGGCGGUCGCGAUCGCCAGACACUACGACAACGUGGACGACAACGUCGACCUGGUGUGGGCCGAGAUCUACGAAGGCCUGGAGGUCUCCUCGGAAGCCAGGACGAUCCUGAACAAGCUGGAGGCCUGA
Messenger RNA from Symbiodinium necroappetens, 2457 nucleotides. Lineage: Eukaryota; Dinophyceae; Suessiales; Symbiodiniaceae. The record is from the annotation of a GenBank genome assembly.